AAAAGUAAUACUAUGAAUUCGUCAAAGUCCUUUUUUUCAGGAAUUCAAACCCAAUUCCAUUUCCCCUCAAAUUCACAUAAUCAUCUAUUCACUCAUUCUCCAUCACCCCAUAUUAUUUCCUUCACACCCCAUCAUAUAACAAACCCAUUAGAAUCAAUAAAAACUCUAUCUAGCAUACAACCCAAGGCCUCAUUUUCAUCUGUGGGCAACACCUUUGACACUUCGUUAACAAAUGAAACGUUGUACGACUUGUUAGGAAUCUCGGAGAGUGCCCCACUCUCCGAGAUAAAACAAGCCUACAAACGUAUGGCAUUAAAGUACCACCCGGAUGUUUCACCACCAGACCGGGUCGAAGAAUAUACAACAAUGUUUAUUAGAGUGCAAGAAGCCUAUGAGACAUUGUCUGACCCCAAAACUCGAGCUAUGUAUGCUAGUAGUCUAGCUUUUUCGGGGUCAAAGGUUAAGGGGAGGUCUAAGGAGAUGGCUAGAUGGAAAGAAUCAUGGCAAGCACAGGUGGCCGAGCUAAAACGCACAAGAUCGACAGAUCGUGGCGAGCGGAUGUCUUGGGCUACAAGAAUCCGGAAGCAAAGGAAUUAAGCGUGUACAUAUUAAAUGGGUUAAACCAAGAUUAAUAAUUGGAUGGAUGAACAUUCAUUACUUUCUUGUACAUAUAAUACGAUAUGAUAUGUUAGUUGUCAUGGAUGAUAGUUUAUUACAAGUUUUAUGACUUUUAGGUGUACAACUGUACAAGUGAAAAUACCCAUGUUCUAGUUCUGCGAAAGCGCACUAGAAUUUGUUACUCGUAGUAUUUUAGUUUAUUCCUAUACUUGGUAAUUAAAUGUCAACUAUUUGGAGAUUUGAACA
This is a messenger RNA of Erigeron canadensis, 864 nucleotides long. RefSeq names its product chaperone protein dnaJ 20, chloroplastic-like. NCBI's taxonomy places the organism in Eukaryota, Viridiplantae, Streptophyta, Magnoliopsida, Asterales, Asteraceae. The transcript has a single exon. The record is from RefSeq and is a predicted model, not a curated record. Gene Ontology annotation, cellular component: chloroplast. Bases 13 to 597 code for a protein of 194 amino acids.